AUGGCAUCACCACAUGCCCAUGGCGCAGCUCCGCCGCUGCAACCUCUUCCCCCCCAGACUGGACCACCUAGCUUGACCAUUCGUGAUACUGAGGCUGCGUACAAGGAGAUUGAAGCUCUGGAUCUGUCGGAUGUUGAGAAUGAAGACUCGCAGCAAACUCAGACAGCCAAGCUGGACUACAAGCAGAGGCAGCACAAGCGAGCGCUUGAGCAGGAGAUCGCCGAGAACGUGAAAAGAAAGAGACGACGACUCGACCUCAUGACCCAGUAUCAUGACCACUUCAGCGCUGCUGCCGAUUCUGAGCGUACAGUCUUCGUCGACCAGUACGAGCAGGAGGUGGCCGAAGAAGUUCGUCUCAAAGAAGUUGAGGAAGACAAGGAGCGCAAGAAGGACCAGCAGCGGAAGCGUAGGCGUGAGAAGGCUAUUGCUGAUGAGCAGCAGAAGCGAGAGGAAGCGCUGCAGACAUUACAGACCACCGAGAACGAAGAAGAGAAGGCUCGGCUGGAGCGUGAGAUUCAGCGAUACGAUAAGAAGAUCCGUGAUACGCAGAGCAGACUUCAAGGCAUCACGCCUUCGAAGGAGUUCCGCAAUGAAUCUCCGCACAAUGCCGCCGCUCUCUACCGCCGCGAGCGUGAGGUCAAUUUAGAAGGCGGACUGAUGACAUCCUUCUACACUAGCGGACAGGGCGGUAUGGACGAAGGUACUCCCGAAUUCGUACCGACUGGCAGAGGUCGGGGUCGUGGUGGCCGCGGCGGUGCAUCUGGUCGCGCGCGUAAGAGCAAGGAGCAGAAGGCCGCCGAGAAGGAGAAUGCACGGCUCGCGCAGACAUAUCUCGAUCAAGGUCAGGACCUGCCUCUGAUUGCACCAAAGGAGGAAGAGCGACUCGCCGCAUAUGCUGAACGCAAAAUGCGUGAGGACUCGGAGCCAAUUAGAAUGGCGAAGUUCGAGAGCAAAGGCUACAAUCAAAUCUACGAGCAGAUCACGCGCGAAAUCGCCAAAGGUGUGCCCAAGGUUGUCCGGAUUAAGAACAACAGCCUUGAUACCAAGCAAUCGAACGCUCGCAAGACAGCCCAGCUCGCGGCAAAGGAAGCUCGUCGCUGGCAGCUCAAGACCAACAAGAGCCAGAAAGAUGUCGCUGCUCGUGCCAAGCGCGCUAUGCGUGAAAUGCUCGGCUUCUGGAAGCGAAAUGAGCGCGAUGAACGUGAAGGCAGGAAGGUCGCUGAGAAACAAGAGCUGGACAAGGCCAAGAGAGUUGAAGCUGAGCGUGAAGCGAAUCGCCAGAAGCGCAAGCUCAAUUUCUUGAUCUCGCAGACCGAACUGUAUUCUCACUUCAUUCGCAAGAAGGUCAAGACCGACGAUUAUGAGAAAGAUGGCGUCGACGGCGAUGCCGCUCAACCCAGCGAGAGGAAGGCUGAAGACGAUCCACACGCGACCAAGACAAUUGAUAUGCCCGACUCAGUGGCCAACCCGGGAGCAAAGGUCACCAAUUUCGAGGAUCUGGACUUUGAUGCCGAAGACGAGACUGCACUGCAGCAGGCUGCGAUGGCGAAUGCCCAGAAUGCUUUGAAGGAAGCGCAGGAUCGUGCAAAGGCAUUCAACAAGCCAGAUUCGGACGGCGAAAGUGACUCAAAGGAUCUUGCAGAUGCCCAAGCCAACUUCGAUGAAGGCGAGAUGAACUUCCAGAACCCGACAUCGUUGCAGAGCAUGGAUGUCACGCAACCCAAGAUGCUUACAUGUCAGCUCAAGGAAUAUCAGGUCAAAGGUCUCAAUUGGCUGGUCAAUUUGUACGAGCAGGGUAUCAACGGCAUUUUGGCGGACGAGAUGGGUCUGGGAAAGACUGUGCAAUCGAUCUCCGUCAUGGCGUAUCUUGCAGAGAUGCACAACAUCUGGGGACCUUUCCUCGUCAUCGCGCCUGCAAGUACGCUUCACAACUGGCAGCAGGAGAUCACCAGGUUCGUCCCUUCGAUCAAGGUGCUUCCAUACUGGGGAUCUGCAAAGGAUCGAAAAGUGCUGCGGAAGUUUUGGGACCGGAAGCACAUCACCUACAAUCGCGACAGUCCCUUCCACGUCUUGGUCACUUCUUACCAACUUGUUGUGCAAGACACUGCUUACUUCCAGAAAGUCAAGUGGCAGUACAUGAUCUUGGAUGAAGCCCAGGCCAUCAAAUCGUCACAGUCAUCUAGAUGGAAGUCCCUGCUUGGCUUCCAUUGCCGAAAUCGACUGCUGUUGACCGGUACGCCCAUCCAAAACAACAUGCAGGAACUGUGGGCUCUGCUCCAUUUCAUCAUGCCUUCGCUCUUCGACAGCCAUGAUGAGUUCUCCGAAUGGUUCUCCAAAGAUAUCGAAAACCACGCGCAAUCGAAUACGAAGCUCAAUGAGGAUCAGCUGAAACGACUUCACAUGAUCCUCAAGCCUUUCAUGUUGCGACGUAUCAAGAAGCAUGUCCAGAAAGAGCUUGGUGACAAGAUUGAAGAGGACGUCUUCUGCGAUCUCACCUACCGCCAGCGAGCGUACUACACCAACUUGCGCAACAAGAUCAGCAUCAUGGAUCUGCUCGAGAAAGCAGCUGUUGGCGACGAUCAGGACACUGCGACGCUCAUGAACCUUGUCAUGCAAUUCCGGAAGGUCUGCAACCAUCCCGAUCUGUUUGAACGCGCAGACACCUGGAGUCCGAUGUCCAUGUCCACAUAUGCCGAAACAGCUUCCUUCAUGCGCGAGGGCCACAAUGUCAAUGUCGCGUACAGUGUGCGAAGUCCGAUCGAGUGCUGGAUGCCGAGCAUGCUUGGAGACAGUCCUGGCCUGCUCAACGUGGCUGGACCCGAUAAUCCUCAAGCCGGCUGGCGGAACAAGUGGCUGAGCAACGAGCUCAGCAUUUGGGACCCGCAGAACAUCCAGAACAGUCAGAAGGGCCGCGGCGGCUUCUCCUGGCUGCGCUUUGUGGACCAGUCUGCUGGAGAAGUUGCGUGCACUGCGCGGCGAGGCUUGAUUGACCGUGUCGUGGAGCUCGCUAAGGAAGAUGAUCGCGCAGGCAAGCUCAAGGUUGCAUACGAUGACUUCGAUGACGAAAAGAUCAACGCCGGAUGGACUCCUGUGCACGCCAUGUUCAACAUCGUCAAGCGCAACGACCGUAAGCCACUUGCCGACAUCGCUGUUGACGGCAAUCUUGGCAAGCUUCUCACCAUCUCAUCGACCGCAAUGCAAGAGAAGGGCUACAAGGUCAUCGAGACGUGCUACCUGCCCAAAGCUACGGCACCUCCUGCAGAAUUUGUCUGUCCGAGCCAGCAAGCACUCCUCCAGCAAGAGACAAGCUUCUUCAAUGUGCCAAUUCGUCGCGCGCUAUACCCAAUCAAUUACGAGACCGAACGUGCCUUGCUGCAGUCGAAGAUUCCUGCUUCGAAAUAUCCAGUCACCAACCUGCUACCUGCACCCGAGUCCGAGAAACAGCGAUACACCAAAAUUCAGGUCCCGAGCAUGCGCCGUUUCGUGACCGACUCAGGUAAACUGGCUAAGCUGGAUCAGCUGCUGCGCGAGCUGAAGGCCGGCGGGCACCGUGUGCUGCUCUACUUCCAGAUGACACGCAUGAUCGACUUGAUGGAAGAAUAUCUCACCUAUCGAGCGUACAAGUAUUGCCGACUGGACGGGUCUACCAAGCUCGAAGACAGAAGAGACACUGUCGCCGCGUUCCAGAGCGAUCCGUCCAUCUUCGUGUUCCUGCUCUCCACCCGCGCUGGAGGCUUGGGUAUCAAUUUGACAUCGGCUGAUACCGUCAUCUUCUACGACUCCGACUGGAACCCAACGAUCGAUUCCCAGGCCAUGGACCGAGCACAUCGUCUCGGGCAGACACGACAAGUCACGGUCUAUCGUCUCAUCACUCGUGGCACCAUCGAAGAGCGUAUCAGAAAGCGAGCGCUGCAGAAGGAAGAAGUGCAGCGUGUCGUCAUCACGGGCCAAGCUGGAAGCACUGUGGACUUCAACAAUCGGUCGCGCGAGAACAACCGUACGCGAGAGAUGGCCAUGUGGCUGGCAGACGAUGACCAAGCCGAGGCUAUGGAGCGUCGUGAGAUCGAAUUGGCGGAGGAAGAAGCCAAGGCUGGUGGCAAGAAGAAGCGAAAGAACGCUGCCGUGGGCAAGAAGAAGGAGGUUUCCAUGGAUGACAUGUAUCACGAAGGCGAAGGCAAGUUCGAGGACAACGCUUCUCAUGAGCCAUCGGGCGCAGCGACGCCAAUCUCGGCAAUGGAUGGUCCGCCUGCGAAAAAACGGAAAGGACUGAGCAAAAAGGCCAAGACGGUCAAGCAGCGACUAGCUGUGGUUGAUGGUGAAGUUGGCUGA
Molecule: messenger RNA, 4329 nt
Organism: Pseudocercospora fijiensis CIRAD86
Lineage: Eukaryota; Fungi; Ascomycota; Dothideomycetes; Mycosphaerellales; Mycosphaerellaceae
Exons: 3
Coding region: 1-4329 (1442 amino acids)
Biological process (GO): chromatin remodeling; DNA repair; DNA-templated transcription
Cellular component (GO): Ino80 complex; nucleus
Molecular function (GO): histone binding; ATP binding; ATP-dependent chromatin remodeler activity
Source: RefSeq, a predicted model, not a curated record